Molecule: messenger RNA, 3256 nt
Organism: Zootoca vivipara (common lizard)
Lineage: Eukaryota; Metazoa; Chordata; Lepidosauria; Squamata; Lacertidae
Gene: MUC15
Product: mucin 15, cell surface associated
Source: RefSeq, a predicted model, not a curated record
AAAGCUCCGAAUUCUAUGAUCUCUCUAAUGCUGUGUCUCAACAAGACAGCUGAGAAGCAGGUCAUUCUGGUUCUCAGGUGCUCUAUUACACUCAGAGAAAUGCGGCCCCACCUAAUUUUGUUUCUGCUGUGCAUUCCUGACCACCACAACACUGACACGUUUACAUUACCUGCGUUGUACAGUUUUCAGCAGACUAGUCUUAUUGCGCUCCAAGUAGGGGGAGAGUUUUUUUCAACAACUUCCUAAAUAUUACUGCUGAGCUGAAAAGGUUCAUCAUAUCAAGAAAUAAGUAUCAUACCUGUGGAGGAAAAAUGAUGAUCGCAGAAGAAAUUAUGUUCAUUUUGCUGUUGGCUAACUUGCAGUCAACCAGAAUGGCUGGUGUCAAUGUGCUAAGUAUCACACCCACUACAAGCAGCUUAAAUAACACAACCACAAGUUAUACUGUAUUUAUAAAUAAAUCAUCCAAUAAACCUGUAACUUCUGGAAGAACUCCUUCUGUAACUCUUACAUCACCAACAGGCACUGAUGACAACGCACCAAAAAAUAUGGCAAUGGAAAGUAGUACCCAAAGCAAUGUGACACCCCUUAAUACUUGGCUAUCUUCAACAGCACACCAGCUGAAUCUUACAACAAAAGAUUCAAAUCAGACUUCUGCAAGAAUCAAUGGAACAUCAUCUCCUUCGGAGAUGCCUACAGUCAGCAGUGGCCUGUCCACAACCUCUGAAAACUAUUCAGUCCCAACUUAUAUCAAUUCAACAGAGAAAGCAUUGAACAACUCCACCACAGUGAACUAUAAUGUCAGUUCUACCACCGUAGUCUUUUCUAAUGGAACUCAGAUUAAUGGUGUAACAGUUCAUCCUACCAGUAGCAUGCCAAAUACAUCAACCAUGUCAUCAGGUACUAAGAUCAACAGUGUUACAGAUUUACGGAUAAGUUUGCAAACCACAAGUCUGCACUCCGGUUUUACUGAUGGUUCUGCAGAAGCAAGAGAACCCCAAAAAGAAAACCGUAGUAACGGAGCUGUAGUGUUUGGUGCAAUAGUAGGAGCAGUUUUAGCGUCUGCAUUAAUCUCUCUGGUGGGGUAUUUCAUGUGUGGGAAGAGAAAAACUGACUCAUUUGCACAUCAGCGACUUUAUGAUGACAUGCGGAAUGACCCAGUUCUGCGACUAGACAACGUGCCUGAGCCUUACGGUGCAAGCUUUGGAAAUCUGUCAUACUACAGCCCUACAACAGUCAACGAGACGGCAGCCCAGAGCAGCAAAGAAUCUCCUUACGAUGCAAUUCAAAUGACCGACAUGUCCACAUCACAACCUUCAGCACAGUAGUGUGGAUAACUUGUGUCAAAACAAAACACCUCAUAUCCAUGGUUUCUUCUUCUUCUUGAGUUUAAAGAUCGGGUCAUAAUGGUUUAAAAAAUUUUUUUUGUGGCGCCAGCCCUCUGCCUGUUGAUAUGUACAGUUUUCAAUAAUCUAAGCGAGGCAAUGCUUGUUGGCCACGUUUACAGAUUUAUAUGCCCAAAAUUUCACUUUUGUGUGCAUUGUGUUUUGGAUGGUUCACAUAUCAGUGCCCUUUACUGAGUGGUCAAUUCCAGUGCUAAGACACAGGUCCAAACUGAGUCUAUGGCAAAGAAUUGUGCUUUAUACAAAGCAAUAAGAACAUUCUACCUACAUUUUUGGAUCUGUAGUAUGUCAGUGAUACAGAUACGGUACCAGUGCUAUUUUCUCACCAGUAAAUGACUGAACCAAUUCUCAGUUCAUGACUUUCUUCAUCUGUUUCAUUUGCAUUAUUUAACUUAAAUCUUAACUAUCUAACUCAAUUUGUUACCACCAGACACGAUAGGCACUAGCUCUGAAAAAGCUUAGACGACUUUGAAAAGAACACAAAGGAUAGCUCUUUAUGUAAUAGUUCACUGUGAUAGCAGAAUGCAUUUCCUGUGCCCACAGUCAGUAUGUUUAGACUGCCAGAUGCUGGACAUAAACAAGAGAAGAUGCCUGGCUUGUCAACUUCCAUGACCAUCUGCUUGGCUGCUGCUAGAAUGUUGGACUGGAUGGACUUUGGACUAUUUUAGCAAAUCAAUUAUGGCAUGCAUGUUAUUUUUACUCUAGGGGAAAUGCCACGAAUGAGGGGAAAGUGGGGGAGCCAAUUAUGUUCUACAAAUGCAAAAAGCACUUAAAUCAAGGAACUGCCAGAGGUAGGGGUGGGGAUUUUUUUGCCAAGGGGCCACAUUGCCUUUUCUGGGGUCUACAUGGCAAUGGUGGAUGGAGAAGCAAAGCUGGUGCUCCCCAUCUUGCCAAAAAGCAACAUUCUGGCUUCAAUUCAGAUUAGCACAUACAUUAUAGGAAUGCAUUCAGUUGCACAUGGAAAGAAAUGCAUUGUGCAAUAUGAAUGUGCAUUAGAAUGCAUAAUUUGUCAUGAAUUCAGCUGGAGAUCGGAAUGUAAAUUGUCCCCAUCUGCAUUGCAUUAGUUUCAUUGGGAUGCUCACAUCCCCGUCAUCAUUUUACCACAUCUUGUCAACAAAGCAUGACUGGCCUGGCCAAUGAACAAUCAGCCCAGAUGUCCGGGCAAAGGGGCUGUUUUUUCUCUUACUGCAACACCAAUCUGUUAUGUGCAGACUGUGGGAAUUGGAUGUCUCUGAUGGUUCCCCAACUGAGUACCCUAAGGAUAUACCUAUAUGAAUUUUAGAAAUAGCAUGCCCUGCACCCUGUAUGUAAAUAAACAAUGCAAAAGGGACUUUAAACAAAUCAACAGUAGCAGCAACUAUUCUACCAUGAGUCAGAGACUAAAUGUAGAAAGUGUAAGUAUUACAAAUCUGGUGGGGUUGUCUUUGUAUCCCACCUGGUUUUGGACUUCUGUGGAUUUAUGUUGGUUUACUGAGUUGCUCUAUAUCCAGCUUUGCCUAUAGAAUCAUUAUUGUGGCUUAUUUUUGAUGACAUUUUGAUGCUUUUGGAGAGUCACCCUUUCCCCUUCACCAACCCAGCAGCUGGGAUUGUGAUAAAUACAUAUUUGUAAACUAUGUCAAUAAAGCUAUUUUGUAACCUUUAAGCUCUUUGUCAUUGUGCACUAUAGGAUUAAAAUAGGAUGGAUCUCUUAGGAAAAUGAUGGAUUAAAGAACACAGAUAUUAAUAUGAGGUUGAAUUGCAUCUCUCAUGGAUGCUUUAGCUGAGAAUCCUGCAUUGCAGCGAGUGGAUUAGAUGAUCCUCAGAGUCCUUUCCAACUCUACAAUUCUAUGAUUCUAUACUCAUAGUAAACUCAUUGA